This is a messenger RNA of Arachis stenosperma, 762 nucleotides long. RefSeq lists its product as uncharacterized. The transcript has 2 exons. NCBI's taxonomy places the organism in Eukaryota, Viridiplantae, Streptophyta, Magnoliopsida, Fabales, Fabaceae. The record is from RefSeq and is a predicted model, not a curated record. The coding region runs from base 35 to 454 and encodes 139 amino acids.
GAAUCAGGUGAAAUGAGAGCAGAAGAGAAGGAAGAUGGAGAUUGUUGAAGAGAGCACAUCAAGGCAUGUAUCUAUUGGGUUCCCUUUGGGUUUGGCUCUUCUUGUAACUCUCAUAUUAUUUAUGUGCUUCUUCUUUUGUUGCUGCAUACAUUGGGAGAAGAUCGAAGCUUUCUUAAUCUCUUAUGGUGUUAUCAACAACCCUCACCACCCUCAUAUGACGAUGCAACAACCAGAUUUGCCUUCAACUCAUCACCAAAACCCAUCUUUUCUUUUUCCGGGGAAGGAGUGUGAGAGUUUGCCAGUAGUGAUGCCUGGAGAUGUGGUACCAAGAUUCAUGGGCAUAGCAUGUGCAUGUCAGCCUCCAACUCACCAUCAUGAAAUGAUCCAAAUCCAACUGCAGAAGCCACCAUUAACACAACAAAAUGCUUUCUCCAACUGCAACCUCUGCAACUAAUCAAUUCUUGACAUGUCUCUCGGCAGCUAAAAUUAAAAAAUAAGAUAAGACGGCGACGUAUCCGAUACUAAAUUUUAAACCGUCGUCAAUUUAAUAGGUGCCUUAUGUUAUAAAUUUUUUUUAUCUUAUUUGUUUUGUUGUUUUUUUAAUAUGAGACUAAUUUUAUAUACUCCUCACACUUUUAGUAUAACUCGUAAUUAAAAUCAUAGUAAAUAAUAGGGACUGAAAUAGCUAGGCAUGUUAUGUAGCACUACCAUUCAAGAAAAUAACAUGCAUUACUUGAUUGCUUCCUCUCAUCAUCUCUCAUG